Stomoxys calcitrans (stable fly) is the source of this 1428-nucleotide messenger RNA. Its product is annotated as proton-coupled folate transporter-like. Lineage: Eukaryota; Metazoa; Arthropoda; Insecta; Diptera; Muscidae. Gene Ontology annotation, biological process: transmembrane transport. Gene Ontology annotation, molecular function: transmembrane transporter activity. The transcript is spliced from 9 exons. Gene Ontology annotation, cellular component: membrane. The record is from RefSeq and is a predicted model, not a curated record. The coding region runs from base 1 to 1428 and encodes 475 amino acids.
AUGACUGAAGAAAAGGAAUACAUUACCGACAAUACAAAGGCUGUAAAGCAUCGUUGGUUUAUUUUAGAACCAGCUGUAUUUUUGAUCUUCGUUGCAACAAAUCUAACAGCGGCUGUGUAUCAGAAUCAAUUAUUAUAUCAAACUUGCACGGUUAUAUUUCAUUACAAUGAAACUCAAUGCGAACCUUUGCUGGGGGUCCAACGUGAAACGGAUGAAAUUAAAAAAAUCGAAAUUGAGGUUCAACCAUAUGUAUCUAGAAUAUUGAUGGCUCGCUCCUUGUUGGAAAGUAUAAUUCCGGCCAUUGUAAGUUUAUUUAUUGGACCCUGGUCGGAUAAAUUUGGACGCAGGCCUGUAGUAUUGGCAACAUUUACAGGCUAUGUAACAAGUUCCAUUAUUUUGACCAUAUUAUGCGCUAUUGCUGGGAAAGUUAAUUUGAGUCCAUGGCUGUUUUUAAUAUCAUCAAUACCUGCGGUUUUAAGUGGUGGUAAUUGUGCUUUGAUAACAGGCAUCUAUUGUUAUAUUUCUGAUGUUGCUGAUGACAAGACUAAGGCGUCUAGAAUGGUCCUUAACGAAGUUUCACUUUGUCUGGGCAUGAUGAUUGGCAAUAUCUCCAGCGGCUAUGUGUAUGCGGCCACAAAUGCCUUUAUCACUUUUGCCAUAUCCGCCGCCCUGAAUUCCUUGGCUUUGUUAUACUGCUUUAUAUGGGUGGUUGAAAGUCUAAAAUCGGAGAUGAUUGAUAGAGGUUCUAAAAUCAAAGAAUUCUUCCGUUUCGAGUUGGUUAAAGACUUAUUCGUGACCUGCAUAAAGAAACGGCCCAAUUAUGAUCGUGUCAUUAUCUGGCUAACUCUUAUGUCUCUAACAUUCGCCGUUUUUGCCAUGGAGGGUGAUAACAAUGUGACUUAUCUGUUUGUGCGUAAACAAUUUGAAUGGACCCUGCAGGAUUAUAGCUUCUUUUCGGCUGGUCGUAUUGUGGCCCAAGUUAUUGGUAGUGUUCUGGGAGUCUAUAUACUAAGAAAGUUACUAAAUUUUUCCAUACUCUCUAUGACCAUGAUUGCUUUAACCAGUUGCAUUUUGGAGAGCACCUCUAGGGCCAUAGCAACUCAUGGGUGGGUCUUGUACAUUGGCCUUGCUUUGGGAUUUAUGCGUGGUAUUUUGGGGCCCAUGUCUAGAGCCAUACAUUCCUUUGUUACACCGCCAUUGGAAGUGGGUAAAGUUUUCGCAUUGACCACUUCGUUGGAGUCGUUGACGCCUUUGAUAGCCGCCCCCUUGUAUACUUCCCUAUACAGUUUAACACUAUCCACACACCCGGGUAUUUUCAAUUGCAUAAGCGCCUCCCUAUAUACGCUUGGCUUUAGUUUUAUGGUCGCUAUUUUUGUGUUGCACAAGUGUAAAGGCAAAUCAUCGACCUAUGAGAAUAUAGGGGGCUAG